AUGCCACCCUGCCCCGGGGGGAGUGCAGUGGGCAGACGGGCUGGGCAGGCAGGCAGAAGCCCGCGGCAGAGCCCCCCGAGCCACCACCCUGCUGUGUGCCCCAUGGUCAUGCUGCUGCUCCUGCACCUGCUGCCUGCCAUGCUGCCCACCGCCGCCCUGGCCAGCUGCACCGGGGCGGGUGCCGACCGGCAGCUCAUCCUGGCCAAGGUGCGGGCUCGGGUGCUGGAACAUCUGAGUCCUCCCCUGCUCCAGGAGGAGCCACAGAUGGAAGCAAGGAGGGUGCACCGGAGAGACGUCCUUGAAAACACAGAAGUGGAGCCAGAGGAGCUGGAAGAAACCUCUCAGGUGAUCUUAUUCCCUGCCACAGAUGUUCCCUGCGAGCCCACACAGCCAGACAAGCUGCUGGAGGAAGAAGGGAUUUUCACUUACCUCUUCCAACCCUCAGCACACACCCUGAGCCGUGUGGUGACCUCUGCUCAGCUCUGGUUUUACACUGGCCCCUCGGCUGCCCCCAACCACUCAACCCCUGACGUGCUGACCCUGUCACCUCAGGGCCGGGUGCCGGUGACAGCCAUGGCAGAGCGGACACCCGAGCACUGGACUGUGUUUCACUUGGCCCCGGUGCUGCUGCCCCAGCUCUCACAGCCGCUCUUUGUGCUCCUGGUGCGCUGCCCUGGCUGCCCCUGCCUGGCAGAGGGGGACAAGAUGCCCUUCCUGGUGGCCACCACCCGGGCCAAGGGCAGCGAGAGGGCUCGUCGCUCUGCCAUGCCCUGGUCCCCAGCCGCCCUGAGCCUGCUGCAGCGUCCAUCCGAGGAGCUGGCUGCCCACACCAACUGCCGCCGGGCUUCCCUCAACAUCUCCUUCGAGGAGCUGGGCUGGGACAAGUGGAUCGUGCAUCCCAGCAGCUUUGUUUUCCACUACUGCCACGGCAGCUGUGCUGCAGGCCACGGGCUGAGCCACCGGCUGGGUGUGCAGCUCUGCUGUGCUGCCCUGCCCGGCACCAUGCGCUCCCUGCGCGUCCGCACCACCUCCGACGGCGGGUACUCCUUCAAGUACGAGACCGUGCCCAACAUCCUGGCCCAGGACUGCACCUGUGUCUAG
Messenger RNA from Sturnus vulgaris (Common starling), 1101 nucleotides. RefSeq names its product inhibin subunit alpha (gene INHA). Gene Ontology annotation, molecular function: growth factor activity; cytokine activity. Gene Ontology annotation, cellular component: extracellular region. The record is from RefSeq and is a predicted model, not a curated record. Lineage: Eukaryota; Metazoa; Chordata; Aves; Passeriformes; Sturnidae.